GAUGAACAUCUGACGGGACAAAAAAUUCCUAAUAUGUUGUGCAAGGUGGGGACUGAAGUACAAGACUAAAGUAGCCUCCUCUGCAAGAGAGCACAUGAUGAUAAAUAAUUAGGGACAUGGUAUCCUUGGAGCAUGAACAAUUGAUCACACCUACUGCGCAAUCAACGGUGGAUAUAUAUCCAUCAACUUGAAAGGUGCUACGCAAUCAAGGAGUGCAAGUAUCCAAGGCUCAGCCAUCCUUAUCCGGAGGAUAGCCUAUCCAUCCCAACCACUACAGUGUCCCCCCUGGCUCUAGUUAGCUCCUACCACCGACCUCGGUUUUGCGAUGAUCUCACGGGUACGUCGUAUUCCACCACCUUCAAAUAGCGACACCCUCCCCGGGGCCCACGUGUAGCUGGCAACGGCAUGGGGGAGAGAGAGAGAGAGAGAGACCAUUAGCCGAAGCACCUCCCACCGUUCACCGGAAACGGCAUCUAAAACCGCGACCGCCGCAGUCUUCUCCCGUUUAUCCCCUCACCUCUGUUCUCCACCAUUCCUUUCCCAGCAUUCACUCUAUCGACGUGGCAACAUCUUAUUCGAUGCAAUAGUGAAUAUUUUAACGGGGUCCAGCAUCCUCGCCUUGGGAACAAUUAGGAAAAAGAAAAGGGGCGCCCUUUACUAACACUAAGAAACUAAAAAAACUAAAAAGUGGAUUACCAAAUCCUAAAAUUUUAGGAAAUAGGGAUUUUGUUCGAUCUAAUUUGGCCGUCUGCCCGUCCAUUGUGCGAAUUCACGCGUUUCCCUGUCCCUUCUUCGCCCGCUUCUCCCUAUUUAUAUUUCCCCCUCUCCGCGCUCCUUUCCUUAGCAGGCGCGGAAUUCUCUCAAAAAAUUGAAAAAAAAUCCGCUCUGCCCUGCCUCCUCUCCUCUAUUCCCCCCUUUCUCCUCCUCCCAGUCCGAUCCACGCAUCCAGUACAAGAUUUAGAGAGAGGAAGGAGGGGGGGAGAGAGAAGGGAAGAAGAAUAGGAGGAAUAGGAACGAAGAAGACGAACGAAGACGGCGACGGAGAAGAAGAUGAGGAUUCUCGAGGACGAGUUGUUCCCGUCGACGCCGGGGAAGGUGAAGAUCGAGCGGGCACACGCGAUUAAUCGGCAGUUCAAUCGGUGCUUCGCGUCGACGAGCACCAUGUUCCUUUGGGCGCUCUUCCUGAUCGCCCUGACGGCGUCGUACCUGAGCUUCCAGAGCUUCGUCGACACUUCGUCCAAGUAUCUCUCGGCGUCGUGGGGCGGCCUCCACUGGGAGAAGCAGAUCAGGGUAUCCGCCGAGGUCCGGAGGCCGCAGGGGAUCUCCGUCCUCGUCACCGGCGCCGCUGGCUUCGUUGGUUCCCACGUCUCCAUCGCUCUCCACAAGCGCGGUGACGGCGUCGUCGGCCUCGACAACUUCAAUUCCUACUAUGAUCCUUCGUUGAAGAAGGCCAGGAAGUCCCUUUUGGAUUCGCAGGGCAUCUUCGUCGUCGAGGGCGACGUUAACGACGGCCGCCUCCUCGCCAAGCUCUUCGACGUGGUUCCCUUCACCCAUGUGAUGCAUCUGGCGGCCCAGGCCGGGGUGCGGUACGCGAUCGAGAACCCGGCGUCCUACGUCCACAGCAACAUUGCUGGCCUGGUGACCCUUCUGGAGGCUUGCAAGGCGGCGGACCCCCAGCCGGCGAUCGUGUGGGCCUCCUCCUCGUCGGUGUACGGUCUCAACGAGAAGGUUCCCUUUUCGGAGUCGGACCGCACCGACCGCCCCGCCUCCCUCUACGCCGCCACGAAGAAGGCCGGCGAGGAGAUCACCCACACCUACAACCACAUCUACGGCCUCUCCAUCACCGGCCUCCGCUUCUUCACCGUCUACGGGCCGUGGGGCCGCCCUGACAUGGCCUACUUCUCCUUCACGAGAAAUAUUCUUCAAGGGAAGCCGAUCACGAUCUACCGGGGCAAGAAUCGCGUCGAUCUCGCUCGGGAUUUCACCUACAUCGAUGACAUCGUCAAAGGGUGCUUGGGGUCGCUGGACACGGCGGAGAAGAGCACGGGCAGCGGCGGGAAGAAGCGAAGGCCGGCGCAGUACCGGAUCUACAACUUGGGGAACACCUCGCCGGUGACUGUGCCGACGCUGGUCUCGAUCCUCGAGCGCCACCUCAAGGUGAAGGCGAAGCGGAAUGUGGUGGAGAUGCCGGGCAACGGCGAUGUCCCGUUCACCCACGCCAACAUCAGCUUGGCUCGAGCGGAGCUCCGCUACAAGCCGACCACCAAUCUCGAGACAGGCCUCAAGAAGUUCGUCAAGUGGUACCUCCGUUACUAUGGCUACAGUCCCCGGGGAAGUAAGAACUUGUAAAAAAAAUCCCCAUUUUUUGGUUUUUUUUAAAUGGUUUUUUCUUUUCGUAGGAUUUUUUCUUAAGUUUUGGGAAAAAAAAUACUUAAAAUUCUUUUCUCGGAGGAGAAGAGAGGGAAGAGAGAAAAAAAAAAGCUCUGCCUUGGACUUGUAAAGAAAGUAUCCGAAUUUCUGUUUGGUGUUUAAUUAACGAACUUUUCUUUAUUUUUUAAUCUAUUACUAUUGGUCUGUU
Molecule: messenger RNA, 2578 nt
Organism: Phoenix dactylifera (date palm)
Lineage: Eukaryota; Viridiplantae; Streptophyta; Magnoliopsida; Arecales; Arecaceae
Gene: GAE1
Product: UDP-D-glucuronate 4-epimerase 1
Source: RefSeq, a predicted model, not a curated record